AUGGGUAGACUUAUCAAGAACCACUGGGCGCGGUUGGUUGUCCUCUCCGCCGCAGCUUACCAAGUUGCCGCCGCCCUCGAGAGCUUCUUCUGGCCCAAGAUCUUUUUCGACUUCUUGACCAAGACGCUCAACCCGGCAGUGAAGCCGCUGCCGAUAUUGCAGGUCAUCAAUCUGGUCAUGGGACUGCUGCUUCUGGCGUGGGAGUGGCCGCUGGGCCUGAUCGCCGGCUCGAGCAUCCAUCGCAGCAUCGAGAUGCGCUUGGCUCUGCUCCCCCUGGCUGCUCUCGCUGCCGCGUUGAUCUACCAGGGCACCAACGCCGCGAUCUACUAUCUGGUCGGCAUGAUCGCCUACUUUUGGGCCUACAGCGAGGGAGAGAUCGUUUGUGCGAAGCCAUGGACGCUCCCACAGAGAGGAGGACGUGGCCGGGCUUAG
Thyridium curvatum is the source of this 432-nucleotide messenger RNA. RefSeq lists its product as uncharacterized. Lineage: Eukaryota; Fungi; Ascomycota; Sordariomycetes; Thyridiales; Thyridiaceae. Bases 1 to 432 code for a protein of 143 amino acids. The transcript is spliced from 3 exons. The record is from RefSeq and is a predicted model, not a curated record.